AUGGCGAAAGCAUAUGACAAAGUGUCUUGGUUAUUCCUCAAAGCGGCUAUCAGAAAAAUGGGAUUCUCAGAGGUUUUUAUUGAUAUCAUUCAUAGGCUUAUUUCUAAUGUUUGGUACUCAGUUAUGGUUAAUGGUUCGAGGUAUGGCUUUUUCCAUUCUACUAGAGUCUCAAGGAGACCCCCAUCCCCAGGCUAUUUGUCUUAUUCUUUGAGACUCUUUCUAAAGGCGAACCGACUUCACAACAAGGAGGGUUACUAUGGAUAUACAAUGCAUCAAAAGGGUCCUUUGAUCAAUCAUUUGUGUUAUGCAGAUGACAUUGUGAUAUUAAAUGCAGCGACGAAGAUCCGUGGAAUGAUUAUUAAUAUCUUGAGACAAUAUGAAAAAGAGGGUCAAGAAAUCAACACUAAUAAAAAGUGUUUUUAG
Molecule: messenger RNA, 423 nt
Organism: Lycium ferocissimum
Lineage: Eukaryota; Viridiplantae; Streptophyta; Magnoliopsida; Solanales; Solanaceae
Exons: 1
Coding region: 1-423 (140 amino acids)
Source: RefSeq, a predicted model, not a curated record